AUGGAACGCGUUUCUGGCCACGUGAGCGUUUCUGGCCACGUGAGCGUUUCUGGCCACGUGAGCGUUUCUGGCCACGUGAGCGUUUCUGGCCACGUGAGCGUGUCUGGCCACGUGAGCGUGUCUGGCCACGUGAGCGUGUCUGGCCACGUGAGCGUGUCUGGCCACGUGAGCGUGUCUGGCCACGUGAGCGUGUCUGGCCACGUGAGCGUGUCUGGCCACGUGAGCGUGUCUGGCCACGUGAGCGUGUCUGGCCACGUGAGCGUGUCUGGCCACGUGAGCGUGUCUGGCCACGUGAGCGUGUCUGGCCACGUGAGCGUGUCUGGCCACGUGAGUGUUCCUGGCCACGUGAACGUGUCUGGCCACGUGAGCGUGUCUGGCCACGUGAGCGUUCCUGGCCACGUGAGCGUGUCUGGCCACGUGAGCGUGUCUGGCCACGUGAGCGUGUCUGGCCACGUGAGCGUGUCUGGCCACGUGAGCGUUCCUGGCCACGUGAGUGUUUCUAGCCACGUGAGCGUUUCUGGCCACGUGAGCGUUUCUGGCCACGUGAACGUGUCUGGCCACGUGAGCGUGUCUGGCCACGUGAGCGUGUCUGGCCACGUGAGCGUGUCUGGCCACGUGAGCGUUUCUGGCCACGUGAGCGUGUCUGGCCACGUGAGCGUGUCUGGCCACGUGAGCGUGUCUGGCCACGUGAGCGUGUCUGGCCACGUGAGCGUGUCUGGCCACGUGAGUGUUCCUGGCCACGUGAACGUGUCUGGCCACGUGAGCGUGUCUGGCCACGUGAGCGUUCCUGGCCACGUGAGCGUGUCUGGCCACGUGAGCGUGUCUGGCCACGUGAGCGUGUCUGGCCACGUGAGCGUGUCUGGCCACGUGAGCGUUCCUGGCCACGUGAGCGUGUCUGGCCACGUGAGCGUGUCUGGCCACGUGAGCGUGUCUGGCCACGUGAGCGUGUCUGGCCACGUGAGCGUUCCUGGCCACGUGAGUGUUUCUAGCCACGUGAGCGUUUCUGGCCACGUGAGCGUUUCUGGCCACGUGAACGUGUCUGGCCACGUGAACGUGUCUGGUCACGUGAGUGUUUCUAGCCACGUGAGCGUUUCUGGCCACGUGAGCGUGUCUGGCCACGUGAACGUGUCUGGCCACGUGAACGUGUCUGGCCACGUGAACGUGUCUGGCCACGUGAGCGUGUCUGGCCACGUGAGCGUGUCUGGCCACGUGAGCGUGUCUGGCCACGUGAACGUGUCUGGCCACGUGAACGUGUCUGGCCACGUGAACGUGUCUGGCCACGUGAACGUGUCUGGCCACGUGAGCGUGUCUGGCCACGUGAGCGUGUCUGGCCACGUGAGCGUAUGUGGCGAUACUAGAGCGACCUUUGCUUAUACUUUUCUUAGAUGGUUGUUAAUACUAACCGUCAGAAGACGAGGGGAAGUUGCUGGAGAGUCCCUUGUUAAACCAAGGCUGCAGGGCUGUUUAUGUGGGAUUUCUUCUCGAUUGUUAAAAACUAUUUUGGUUGUUAAUGCUAGUAACGAGGUAGUGUUCGUUUAA
Molecule: messenger RNA, 1539 nt
Organism: Procambarus clarkii (red swamp crayfish)
Lineage: Eukaryota; Metazoa; Arthropoda; Malacostraca; Decapoda; Cambaridae
Product: seminal vesicle major clotting proteins-like
Source: RefSeq, a predicted model, not a curated record